Molecule: messenger RNA, 375 nt
Organism: Echinostoma caproni
Lineage: Eukaryota; Metazoa; Platyhelminthes; Trematoda; Plagiorchiida; Echinostomatidae
Source: the annotation of a GenBank genome assembly
AUGGACACCGUGUGUCUAAAACCAACAACCACUGUUUCAUCUCCCCUCGAGGUCGAAAACGAUGAGGAUAAUGGUGUCUGGGAAUCCUGUUCAGGAGACGAAGACAGUGGCGAGGAGGAAGAUUGGGAUGAUGAGAAAAUAGAGGAAGAAGACCAACGAAAUGACAAAGACGAUAAAUCGACGACGAAUUCUCGUCAAACGGAUGUAAAACAGUCGAAGAUUACAACUGAUUUAGAUGACGGUUGGUGGAUUGAUGUGCCACACUCGUCGGACGACGAACUAGUGGAGAAGGAAAAGAGAGUAGAUCCUGUGGAGCUGAAGUUGAAGGCACGUGAAAUCGCGUCAUCCCGAGUCUUCACACAGGAAGAGUUUUAA